Molecule: messenger RNA, 2653 nt
Organism: Styela clava
Lineage: Eukaryota; Metazoa; Chordata; Ascidiacea; Stolidobranchia; Styelidae
Product: TAF5-like RNA polymerase II p300/CBP-associated factor-associated factor 65 kDa subunit 5L
Biological process (GO): transcription initiation at RNA polymerase II promoter
Cellular component (GO): transcription factor TFIID complex
Molecular function (GO): protein binding; RNA polymerase II general transcription initiation factor activity
Source: RefSeq, a predicted model, not a curated record
AUUUAUAAUAACGUAUACAGGAAUAAGGAGUUUCUGUGUAAGAUACCGGAUACCACCACUUCGCCCCCGCGCGGGGAUUUUGUAUGGGCUUGAUUGGCUAAAGUCACUUUGGCUAAGACCGCUGAGCUGAGCCUUUUGCGCACUGGCAGAUCGCAAGGAAUAUGCAAUAAAAGAACAGGAAUAGGUGGACACUGGAACCACUGAAUUAAGAUGAAACGUGCUCGCACGGAGCAGAUGCAAGCACUUGUACUUUCGUAUCUGAAAAAGAGGAAUUUCACUGAUUCAGAAGCAAGUUACAAAUUAGAGUUCAAAUUCGAAGAAACAUUGAGGGAUAUGACAACACGAAAUUCUGAGGAGAACGAUCUUUCAACUUCAAAUACUGCUGCUCUCACUGUGUUUAGUAUUGAUGAAUAUUUUCAAUCAUUUGACGAAUUUCUAAAUCAUGUGAAAGAGGCCAAACGCCAGAAAAAUAAUGAGAUUACGAAUAUUGUCUAUCCAAUUUUUUGUCAUCUGUAUCUCGAUCUUGUAUCAGCUGGUAGAAAAGCAGAUGCAGGAAAUUUUUAUAAAAACUUCAAACAACGAAUGGUUAAAAUGUGUAAAAGUCUGUCUCCAACUUUGAAUAAAUUAGCACAAAUUAUUCAACCAACAGACAUAGAAAACAAUGAUGAAAUUCUUGAAUAUCGGAAAAAGAAAUUUGUCGUAGAUAUGUCGUAUAAGAAUCAUGGAUCAUUACUAAGAUUUCUACAUUCAGAAUCUUCUUUAUUAUUAUUGAAAGUUAUCAAUCUCCAUAUAGUAAUUAAUAUAGCAGAAGGUACUACACUGUUCGAUCUGUUUAGUAGGAAUGAAAAAGUUUCAAGAAGGCAGGAAAAUUCCAAAGCUGUCAAAAGAAAAAGAAUGUCUAUUGAACAAUCGAAGAAACCUAUUAACGGCGGCACUGAAGUUGUCACAUCUUCAAAACAAGAAACUAUAACAUUAUCUGCCCCCUCAAUCAUGUCCCCUCCAACCCCUGUCGCUGCACCAGUUGAUCCAGCUCAACCAUUUAUACCUGAAGUAGACUUGAAAACGCUACGUUCUUCAAUUCAGGCUGUUAAUGAUAGCAAACCAUCUAUCGGGAAUAUAUGUGUGCAUAGGUUACAUGCCACAGAACCUUAUGGUCUUACCCAUGCAACUAUUUCAAAUGAAUAUAACUUCAUGAGUACGGGACACGAAGAUUCUGCUGUACGAUUAUGGAAGUUAACUUCAAGUUUCAAUUCAACUGAUGCCUUUACACAAUCUAACAGUGCCUUCAACGAUACAACCUCAAAAACAACUCAGAAUACUAAUACUGAUAAUUCCCCCCAAGGACGAUUAUCCCCCGACGUUUCAAAGAUACAUUUAGGAUGUGAUUUCUUUGAUACUGUGAAAACAAAACUCGAGGGAAUAAAUACAUUUGAUAAUACAAACUCUAUGAAAUGCUUACGUGCGCAUUCAGACAGUGUUAUGGGAUCUUGUUUUUCUCAUGAUGACAAAUAUCUUUUGACAUGUUCAGAAGAUACGACAGUGAGGUUGUGGGAUUUAUCAACACAAAAAAAUAAAGCAAUAUAUCGAGGGCAUAUCCAUCCUGUGUGGUGCAUAGCCAUGAGUAAUUACAGUGUCUACUUCGCCACUGGUUCCUUUGAUAAAACUGCCAGACUUUGGACAACUGAGAGGACAUAUCCACUGCGAACAUUUGCGGGUCACCAUGGCGACAUAGAAAGCAUAGCUUUUCAUGAUAAUAUUUCAUAUAUUGCAACCGCUGACAAAACAAUAAGACUGUGGGACUUGGCAAGCGGGAAGACAGUACGUCUAUUACUGGGACAUUGGGCCUCUGUCUCGUGUCUUGCUUUUUCGCCUAAUGGUAAAUUGUUAGCCUCAUCUGGAGAAGAUGGAAGAAUAAGGAUGUGGGACAUUGCUUCUGGUGCCUUAAUUAAAGAAAUGAGGGGACAUGAAGGAUCAGUUUACUCUCUUGAUUUCAGUCCUGAUGGCUCAAUGCUGGCGUCUGGCGGUUCAGAUUCUUGUUUACGUGUUUGGAAUACGCGGACUGCUCAGACACCAUCUACAAGGAAUAAUACAGAUACUAAUGAUCCAAAUCUCAACACCGACUUCAUAGGUAAAUGGCAAAUGUCUGCCAGAGCUAUUCAUAAUGUUAAAUUUCAAUCAACUAAUUUAUUACAUUGCAUUCUAGCUGAUAGGUGACCCAGGCUAGAAAAACUCUAUUUGUAUUUAUUUAUUUAUUUUUCUAUCGCCAACUUAGGGUUCGAAUACAAAAUAAUUUAUAAUUAAGAAUUGGAUAUUGGAAAAAAAAAAUCAUGAAUCUAAACCAAAAAUCAUGAUGAGUGCCUACUGCCUAGUCUUAUUAUAUGUAAAUGGUUACGAAGCAAAACAUUUUUCAUAAAUAGCCUUUCAAGAAUGAUUUAAUUUCAUAACUGAGUUGCCAAGUAGUUCAAAUAAGUAGCAAAAUUUAUAGAAAGGUAACUCCUAUUUUCUUGCUUUGCUGACAACUUGUUUCACAAUUUUUUUUUUUUUUUGAGUCCGAUUUCCAUGCAAAAUAAAUAUCUGGCUGUUAACUUAUCAUUUGUUCAAAGUUACUUUUAUUUCAUAUUUUCAUGUUUCGAGAUUACACAAUUUAAACAUA